Arabidopsis arenosa is the source of this 1340-nucleotide messenger RNA. The record is from the annotation of a GenBank genome assembly. NCBI's taxonomy places the organism in Eukaryota, Viridiplantae, Streptophyta, Magnoliopsida, Brassicales, Brassicaceae.
CAGUCAUUCACCUAUACUAGUCCAACAUGUUAAAUAUAAAACUUAAGGGGCUAUUUUGAAAAUUAGACAAACGUUGAUAGACCAAAAGAUAAAUUAAUAACAGUUACCAGCAUCUAUCGCCAAGUCUUCCCCUAGGGUUUUUUUCUGAAACGGACAUCGAGAGAUUCCAGGAGUGAGUUUUGACACAAUCGGAGAGAAAGAAAUGGGGUCGACUGAAAAAAAUCAGACGACGCAGCAUCACCCGCCUCACAUCAGCAGUCUCGUCGUACGACCCUCCGGAAGCAAUGACGGAGAAGACGGCCGCAACGUCGCCGCCGCCGCCGGAGACUAUGAGCCCGGAGAAGUUUCUCGUGACCGGCCUUCAUAUACUCGCUCGGAUCGGUAUAAGGGUGACAAUGGUGGGCAUAGAACUCGGGCAAGUUCUAGCUCACCAGGCCGUCGUGGAUAUGAAGAUCACCGGCAUGGCUCUGAUCUUAAUCAUUCAGGCGCUCCACCUCGUGGCCGUGAGUUCAGCAGCAGAAGGGAAGCAUCUGGGAGACACAGAGACUAUUCACCACCCUAUGCUAGAGGUGGAGCUGGUGCUCGUCCUUAUGGAAGAGGUUUAGAUGGGUUUGAACCUGCACAUGGAAGCGAUGGCAUGAGCAGAAAUAAUAUCCCAAAGGUGCAACCAAGAGAUGGAGAUUGGUACUGUCUAGAUCCAUUAUGCAGAAACUUGAACUUUGCGAGACGUGAGUCCUGCAACAAAUGCAAGAGGCACCGUUAUGCACCGGCUAAUAGUCCUCCACUGCCUCGUCUUCCUCCUCCCAUGAAUCUCUCCCCAAGAAGAGACUUUAAUGGCUGCAGAUCUCCUCCACGUGGCUGGCCCAGAGACUACCCGCCCUCAAGGCAUGACCAUCCCACUUGGAGAGACAGAGAACGAGACCGUCCGCAUUACUCAGACCAUGAGUACCCUCCUAGCAGAAGAAUAGCGUCUGACUGGGCCCAUACAGAGCCGCUCCCAAAACCUCAUUACGACAGACGACCACCUCUCAGUCCACCGCAUCCUCCACCUCGUGGUGGCAGAUGGGGACGACUUUCAAGAGAGAGGAGCAGAUCACCGCCAUUGAGAGAUGUUCCACCACCGCCAUUGCGAGAUGGUCCACCGGCACCAAUGAGAGGAGGCGGUCCACCGCCGCACAGAGAUUACCGCCGUGACAGUAACUUUGACAGAGGAAGACGAGAUGAUCGGCGUGGCGGCAGAGGCAGAAUGGGAAACUCUUACUGAUGCAAAAACUGUGCAUGUCUUGGGAAUUUGGUUUAGACAGUUAAAAUUUUCCCGGAAAUCAAAUGUGACCUUGUAU